Molecule: messenger RNA, 5745 nt
Organism: Sciurus carolinensis (gray squirrel)
Lineage: Eukaryota; Metazoa; Chordata; Mammalia; Rodentia; Sciuridae
Gene: Eef2k
Product: eukaryotic elongation factor 2 kinase
Exons: 18
Coding region: 416-2593 (725 amino acids)
Biological process (GO): protein phosphorylation
Molecular function (GO): calcium ion binding; elongation factor-2 kinase activity; calmodulin binding
Source: RefSeq, a predicted model, not a curated record
GCUCCUGCUUUAGACCAGACUCUGCCCCGGCCCCGGAUCGGCACCUCCCGGGCUCGGCUCCUGCCCAGAUCCGACGCCCACGCCCCCGCGCUGCAGCUGCCCCAGCCCCACUCUGUCGCGGGUGCUCGUGUCCCGGGCACGCAGCCGGGCGCCCCAGCGUCUGUCCACGCGCCCCGCCGUCUUCCUGGAGCGCCGGCCCGCGCGCCCCGCUAGCCGCUGCCCCGCACUCUCGGGGGCCGCUCGCCUGCACCCUGGAGCGCCGGGCUUCGAGCCUCUGCCAGCUCUUCUGGAUCUUUGCGGCCGUGGGCAGCGGCGGCCUGGCCUGCCCGCCCCGAGGAGGACCUUUGCUACUGCAUUUGCCCAGUAACUCUGGCUGUGCCGUGCACCCCUUGGAUAAAACGGGCACCCCUGGAACAUGGCAGACGAAGACCUCAUCUUCCGCCUGGAAGGCGUUGAUGGUGGCCGAGCCUCCAGGGCUGGCCACGAGGGCGAAUCUGAAGCGGACAGCGAUGAGGACGAAGGUUACUUCAUCUGCCCCAUCACUGAGGACCUUGGAUCCAACCAGAAUGUCCAUCCUAAGGUUAAUAACUACUACAGCGACCUAACGCGCGGUCAGCAGUGUGACUCCGGCGGCUCCCCGGCCAGCUCCUUCCACUUCAAGGAAGCCUGGAAGCAUGCAAUCGAGAAGGCCAAGCACAUGCCUGACCCCUGGGCUGAGUUCCACCUCGAGGACAUCGCCACUGAACAUGCUACUCGGCACAGGUACAACGCUGUCACCGAGGAGUGGCUGCAAGAUGAUGUUCUGAUCAAGAUGGCAUCUCAGCCUUUCGGCCGUGGAGCAAUGAGGGAGUGCUUCAGGACGAAGAAGCUGUCCACCUUCCUGCAUGCCCAGCAGUGGAAGGGUGCCUCCAACUACGUGGCCAAGCGCUACAUCGAGCCGGUGGACAGGGACGUGUACUUCGAGGAUGUCCGCCUGCAGAUGGAGGCCAAGCUCUGGGGCGAGGAGUAUAAUCGGCACAAGCCCCCCAAGCAGGUGGACAUCAUGCAGAUGUGCAUCAUCGAGCUGAAGGAGAGACCCGGCCAGCCACUCUUCCACCUGGAGCACUACAUCGAGGGCAAGUACAUCAAGUACAACUCUAACUCGGGCUUUGUCCGCGAUGACAACAUCCGCCUGACUCCGCAGGCCUUCAGCCACUUCACAUUUGAGCGUUCUGGCCAUCAGCUGAUUGUGGUGGACAUCCAGGGUGUGGGUGACCUCUACACUGACCCACAGAUCCACACGGAGAUGGGCACAGACUUUGGAGAUGGAAACCUAGGAGUCCGAGGGAUGGCUCUCUUCUUCCACUCUCAUGCCUGCAACCGAAUAUGCAAGAGCAUGGGCCUCACUCCUUUCGACCUCUCACCCCAGGAGCAGGACGCACUGAAUCAGAACACCAAGCUGCUGCAAUCAGCCAAGACCAUCUUAAGGGGGACAGAGGAAAAGUGUGGGAGCCCCCGAGUGAGGACCCUCUCUGGCAGCCGGCCCCCGCUGCUCCUCCGCCUUUCAGAGAACUCUGGAGAUGAGAACAUGAGUGACGUGACCUUCGACUCUCUCCCUUCCUCCCCAUCUUCAGCCACACCACACAGCCAGAAACUGGACCACCUCCAUUGGCCAGUGUUUGGUGACCUCGAUAACAUGGCGUCCAGAGACCACGACCAUCUCGACAACCACCGGGACUCAGAGACCAGUGGGGACAGUGGAUACCCCAGUGAGAAGCGGGGUGAGGUGGAUGACCCUGAGCCCCGAGAACACGGUCACUCAAAUGGUAACCGGAGGUACGAGUCUGAUGAAGACAGCCUGGGCAGCUCCGGACGGGUCUGUGUGGAGAAGUGGAACCUCCUGAACCCCUCCCGCCUCCACCUGCCCAGGCCUUCAGCGGUGGCCCUGGAAGUGCAAAGGCUGAAUGCCCUGAACCUUGAAAAGAAAAUCGGGAAGUCCGUUUUGGGGAAGGUCCAUCUGGCCAUGGUGCGCUACCACGAGGGCGGGCGCUUCUGCGAGAAGGACGAGGAGUGGGACCGCGACUCGGCGCUCUUCCAUCUGGAGCACGCGGCAGACCUGGGCGAGCUGGAGGCCAUCGUGGGCCUGGGGCUCAUGUACUCGCAGCUGCCCCACCACAUCCUGGCCGACGUCUCUCUGAAGGAGACAGAAGAGAAUAAGACAAAAGGAUUCGAUUACUUACUCAAGGCAGCUGAAGCUGGCGACAGACAGUCCAUGAUCCUUGUGGCACGAUCUUUUGACACCGGUCAAAACCUCAGCCCAGACAGGUGCCGAGACUGGCCCGAGGCUCUGCACUGGUACAACACUGCCCUGGAGACCACGGACUGUGAUGAGGGCGGCGAGUUCGACGGGAUGCAGGACGAGCCCCGGUAUGCGCUGCUGGCCAGGGAGGCUGAGAUGCUGUUCACCGGUGGCUGCGGGCUGGAGAAGGACCCGCAGAGAUCAGGGGACUUGUACACCCAGGCGGCGGAGGCAGCUAUGGAAGCCAUGAAGGGCCGUCUAGCCAACCAGUACUAUCAGCUGGCAGAGGAGGCCUGGGCCCAGAUGGAAGAAUAAACUGCCAGGACAAUUACUUCCAGCUAGUCCCAAGCAAAAGGGCUAAGGGGUUGGGGCAGGGUCGGGGUGGGGUGGGGAGACUCAUUUAGUUUGAGAAGGAAGAAGUAUUUUUCAUGUGCUGUAAUUUGACUUUUGUAUUUCAUUUUUUGAACUCUUGAAAAAAGUCUUUGCUACUAGCAGAGACCCUGUAGCUGCCCCUUAGGACAGUAUUUUGGGGGAAUGGGGAUUGAAAAUGCAGCCUAAUGAACCAUCAGACUGUUUUGAGAUUCCGUUUGUAUUUUUACUUCUUGCUUUCUUGUCAUGAGAUGUAAAGAAGUGCUUUUCCACCUUGGAUGGACGAUAUUAGGCCCUUGCUCACCAGCCUUUCCAGACUAAAUUCCAGCCGCAGGCCCUCGGAGCCCUGUGUUUCAAGAAUUAAGAUGGGAAAUGUAGAGUGAACUUCCGGUGGGCAUUUUUUGCCCUGAUUUAGUGCAAAGUCUUUGUCCAAGCAUUUGGGAGCGUGCAUGGCAUUUUUCAGGGGAUACCCAGCCUCCCUUCUACCCUGGGGAAGGGCCUACCCAUUGAUAGAUUUCUAACUUUUUAGUUUCCUCCCACCCUGAGACUGAUUUUUCUAGCAUCCAGCCAGAUUCCAUUUUUGAAGCAUGCUUUUUCCCAUGGACUUUGCAAAAAAGGUUUGAUUUGGGUAUGUACACAUUUACUACCUCUAAUUUGUACAUCAGUCCUUCAUGUGGAAGAGGGUACAUCUCAAAGCUUUUAUGUUCAAGGACAUUAGCUUGCAAUAUGGGAGACUUGCCUCCAAGUGGAAUGUACUGUGCAUCCCAGUGGCUGCUCUGCACAGUGACUAAGCGUCCCUUGUACAGUAUUCCUCAGCAUUUUCUUAUGUAAAGAUACUCUUAACGUAGAAUCUGCUCCCCAGCCCCCAUUCUUAGCAUUUUCUGCUCCAAGCUGGGCUGAUUUUCUUGUAAUUUGCAGCUGGCUGCUUUCAACAGCAGCCCCUUGAGAUUUACUAAGAUGUUUGAGAAUGAGAGGGCAAGAACUAUAAACACUCAUUAGUUCUAGUAGUUUCCCCAGGGCCAGGCUACAGUAUCUUUAUUUAAUGAACUUUCUCCUUAAAAGGAGUUCCUAUUUAAUGCUAGUAUGAUUUCACUAGUUGUUUCAAACAGCUAAGAAAUCAAUUUGAUCAAACACAAAUGUUAGAGCAGCCUCUUCCUUGAACAAUCAAAGGACACAAAGCCAGGUAACAUACACUUGUAUCUGUUUAAGACAGUCCCUCAGCAUUGCCUUGUGGAGCACUGUGGCUUGGUGAACUUGUGCAAAUAUUAGAUUCCAAAGGCAAAUGUGCCCUUCAAGGAAAGAUUAAGUCAAGUCAGCAUUACUGAAAAAUCCGUUAGUCCACCCAGAUAUGGGUGUAUCCCCAGUUUUUGCACAUGGACUCACAACAAUUUUCCUUUAGAAGUUGGUACUGAUCACUCAUUUUUCAUCUGUACCAGAUCAGUACUUGGCUUGCUUUAAAUUUUAUGUGUUUUAAACCAGUGCAUAUAGUUAAAUUGCAUAUGUUAAAUGUAAGCAACUUUAUUGCAACAUAAACUUUUUUUUUUUUUUUUUUGGUACUAGGGAUUGAACCCAAGGGCGCUUAACCACUGAGCCACCUCCCCAGCACCUCCCCCACCCCCUUUUUUAAAAUUUUGAGAUAGAGUCUCUCUGAGUUACUUCAGGCCUUGCUAAGUGGCUUUGAACUCCAGAUCCUCCUGCCUCAGCCUCCCCAGCAGCUUGGAUUACAGGCGUGCACCACCGUGCCUGACCUGCAGGGCUUUUAAACAUAGUGCCUUGGCAGAGUUGGUACCAAGUAAGUGUGUGAAUGAAGGGAGGGCCAACUCCAGUGAUGGAACUCACUCUUGAGGCUCUGCUUCCUCCAACCAAUUAAUGAUUCCUUGUCUGGAUUGUCUUAACCAUCAUGCCUGCAAUUCCUCUCCCCACCCACCGGCAUGGCCUUACUGUCACAAAGUGAUCUUUUUCUCCUCCAGGAGGCUGGGAUGGCCUGCAUGCAAGUUUAAGGACCUUUGAGAAUGAAAAAAGAACUUGCAAGGUGUUGAGAUCCUUCUGAGCCAGCAAAAGCAUUUAUUCCACCUUUACAACUUAGUUCUGUGUUUUCUGAAACUGGUUAAGGCAUCUCACUCCCAAUGCACGCACAAAUUCUGGGCAUGCCCAACCAAACCAAAGCAAACCCAAGACAGUCCAGCUCAGCUAGAAAAACAUCAGAGACUGUCUUCAAGUGCAAGAAGCAGGUGGAAGUCCAGAUUAGCAGAGCCAGGAUUAGCAUCUGUCACCUUCAUCUCACAAAGAAACCACAGGUUCAUGUAAAUUCUGUCACAUGAUGCUGCUAGUUAGAGGCUAAGCUGGAGCUAGGGCUUGAGAGAUGCUGUUAUUUAGAGGAUCCUGGGGUUAUAAUUUAAACUGGAAUUCAAUGACCCAUUCAGGUUUUUGGUUGGUUGGUUCAUUUUUAGUAACCAGGGAUUGAACCCACUUAACCACUGAGCCACAUCCCCAGCGCUUUUUUAUAUUUAAUUUUGAGACAGGGUCUCACUGAAUUGCUUAGGGCCUCACCAAGUUGCUGAGGCUGGCUUUGAACUCGACAUCCUCCUGCCUCAGUCUCCCUAGCCACUGGGAUUACAGGCGUGCGUCACAGCGCCUGGCUCAGUUAUGAUGUAGGUAAAAGAGAAAUAAACAAAUGAGGACAGGCUUUAUGGGUGUAAGAAAAAAGCUCCAGACCCCAGCACUUUGGAAUAUCACUGCUCCCCUUCUCACUGAGGCAUUGUGGGAAUUUACCUUCAGUACCACCUGCCAGGUAAACCUUCUUGCUCUUUUGGUGAUUUUAUUACCUUCCAUCCCAGCACCUUUUUCUGCAGCACUAGACAUGUACAAGUCAACAAAUGUUUACACAAGUAUCUGCAGCUUGGUGGUGGGGGAGACACACUGUGUAUAUUCUCUGGGGAUUUGUGCCUCUUCCUUGCGUUUCCAGUCUCAGAGGUAAGCAUCCCACCUCCUCCAGUGGACUCUGGGUGGACCCAGAGAAGUGAAUCACAGUAUAGAUUUAUAUUUGCAUAAGUACUAAGUUACACUUCCUCUUUCCAAAUAAAAUGGUUUCUUUCUUG